Molecule: messenger RNA, 2778 nt
Organism: Miniopterus natalensis
Lineage: Eukaryota; Metazoa; Chordata; Mammalia; Chiroptera; Miniopteridae
Gene: ZSCAN26
Product: zinc finger and SCAN domain containing 26
Biological process (GO): regulation of transcription by RNA polymerase II
Molecular function (GO): RNA polymerase II cis-regulatory region sequence-specific DNA binding; DNA-binding transcription factor activity, RNA polymerase II-specific
Source: RefSeq, a predicted model, not a curated record
CGGAGGGAGAGCGCCGACGGCGUCCUGGGCCUGCAGGCGGCGGAGCUGUGGACGUCGUUCCCCGGACGCCGGCGUCGGCUGCAGCCUUCCAUGCAGGGAGCGCGAGUUCGCAGGUGUUAAGCUUUACUUUUAUUUGUCUUUGAAGACCCAGAAGAACUUGCCUCCAGGAAGCCUUUCCUCACCCACAACUGGGAAUAGUGCCUCACCACUGUGUCCUGCCAACACCCUGUGCAUCCCUUCACCGUGGCACUGAAGGAACUGCACUGCGACUGCUCACUCACUGAGACCUCUUAAGCAGCAGCAAGCUCUAGAGGCCAGGAGCUGUGUCUGUCUCCGUAUUCCUGGCUGCUGCGUGCUCUCUCCCCACAGUGCACACUCUCCUCCUGAAACACUUGAAAGGGUGUCCCUGAGGAGAUAGUCAAAAGAAGGUUCUCCAAAACAGAGAGAGCAGUUUGCAGCUGGGGAUGGCAACAGCAUUGGUGAGCGCUCCUGCCUGGCCUCCUCUGAAUUUGAAGAAGGAGAGGCUUCUGGCUGUGAAGAAGGAUGACCACCCUGCUUGGGAACAGGGAUUCAAGUGGCCAGGAAAUGGCACAGGCCUUGGACAGGAGCCUCUGUGCAGGCAGUUCAGGCAGUUGCGGUAUGAAGAGACCACAGGACCUCGAGAGGCACUGAACCGGCUCCGUGAGCUCUGCCGGCUGUGGCUGCGGCCUGAGAUGCAUAGCAAGGAGCAGAUGCUGGAGCUGCUGGUCCUUGAACAGUUCCUGAGCAUCCUGCCCGAGGAGCUACAGGCCCAGGUGCGCGAGCAGCACCCGAAGAGUGGGGAGGAGGCCGUGGUUGUAGUGGAGGAUUUGCAGCUGGAGCUCCAAGAAACAGGACGACAGUUAGAAAAGGACCUAGAACAGGCAAAGAAACGGAGCAUGCAUGUGGAAGAGACAGUGGCUCUGAAUGCAGUGCAGACCCUGCAGGUCCCACCUGAGAGUGCAGUUCCGAAGCCUGAAACAGAACAGGGUGAAGAGACAAUAAUUGAGAAUGGGACGCCGGUUGUAGAGAUAGACCUUUGUGGAGGAGUGAAAUCAUCUGGGAAAGUGUCUGAGCUGGCAGAUGCUCAUUAUGAGGGCUCUCGUUUGGAAAGGCAGCAGGCCAACCCCAAAGAGAGGACCAACUAUAACUGCUCAGAAUGUGGGGAGGGCUUUAUCCAGCACUCAGACCUGGUUAAACAUGAAGGUAUGCAUACUGCAGGGAAGCUCUGUGAAUCUGAGGGGCAUCAAAGUUUCCAUCCUCCUGGACAUCAGAAAAUCCACUCUAGAGAGAAAGGUCAUCAGUGUCACGAGUGUGGGAAAGCCUUUCAGAGAAGUUCACACCUUGUCAGACAUCAGAAAAUCCAUCUUGGUGAGAAGCCUUAUCAGUGCAAGGAGUGUGGGAAAGUGUUUAGCCAGAACACAGGCCUUUUGGAACAUCUCAGAAUCCAUACUGGAGAGAAACCUUUUCUAUGUAUCCUCUGUGGAAAGAACUUUCGGCGCAGCUCUCACCUUAAUCGACACCAGAGAAUUCACAGUCAGGAGGAGCCCCGUGAGUGCAAGGAGUGUGGAAAAACCUUCAGUCAGGCCCUGCUCCUCACCCACCACCAGAGGAUCCACAGCCACUCCAGAAGCCACCAGUGUCAUGAGUGUGGGAAGGCCUUCCGUUUAACCUCAGACCUUAUUCGACAUCACAGGAUUCACACUGGAGAAAAACCUUUCAAGUGUAAUAUAUGCCAGAAAGCCUUCCGACUAAACUCACACCUUGCUCAGCAUGUGCGAAUCCACAAUGAAGAAAAAUCCUAUGAGUGUAAUGAAUGUGGAGAAGCCUUCAGGCAGAGGUCAGGUCUUUUUCAACAUCAGAGAUAUCACCACAAAGACAAACUGGCUUGCUGAGGUGUCCUCUCCCUAAGGAACAUCAGAGACAGUACAUUAACAAGCAAACCAAGCUGCACUUUAGAAAGAGUCGCUCUAUCCAAUUCUGGCAUCAGAAUUUGUGGGGACAACUUGGAGACUAUCUGCCCCCACUCUUUCUACUUUGUUUUCCAUGAAGUCAAUUUGUUCCACGAUAACUUGGCCCUAUAUGGUACUGGGGGAUCAGAGUUGAACAGCAUUCUUGACUACAGGACUUUUCAGAGGCUUUAACAUGGUAACGUCUUGAUGAUGCAUCUCCAUGUAGUCAAGAGCCUCAUGACUGAGUGAGGGCUUUGAAGUCAGCAGCCAAUUAAGUAUCCACAGAUUUACAGGCUCAAGCAGAACAAGAGUAGGUUGAUAUUUCUGCAUAUGCUACAGCAACGAACUCCUAUAAGAUAAACUAAUAAUGUUUGGAAAUAAACCACACUGAAAGGUGUCUUAAAGUGCAGGCUAAUGGUGACGGUUUGCCCCCACUGGCUUUACUAAUCUCCACUCCUCCCACCCCCAACCAGCAGAGGCAUUUUGGAAAAACAAAGAUCAUCUAAUUUUACCAUUUCCCACCCCAACCACAGUACCUCAUUGAUUCAAGUUAGAAAUUAAGGUUUUAUUCAGACUAGAGAAGAGAUUCAUUAGUCAUUUGAAUGAACCAUGAUGAAUUAAUUCAAGCAGCAGCUAUCUUACUUGAUAUCUCCAGUGCCAGUAUAGUGACUGCCGCAUAGACACGAUUCAGUAAAUGUCUGAAAGAAGAAGUUGGAUAUUUUUUAAAUACUGAUGCUGCAAUUUAAAAAUGUUGCUUGUUCUGGAAUUCUUUGAAAGUCAAAUAAUAAAGUCAGCUUGUAGAUCAUGA